AUCAGUACAACAGAUAGCCUCACCUGCAGUUUAAAGGAUCGAGUGGAAUAGGAUUGGAAUGUUCAUUCACAUAAAAAAAUAACAAGGACUCAUCUCUAGGUCAUUCAUAGUUAGUUCAGCAUUCCAUACUUUACUUGAAAAUGAAGGACUAUGACGAAAUUACUUCCUUUUUGGGAGAAUGGGGACCUUUCCAAAAGGUUAUUUUUAUUCUGCUCAGUUUAAGCAGUAUUCCUAAUGGCUAUGUUGGGAUGGCCAUGGUUUUCCUGGCGGAUAUCCCUCCACACCGGUGCAGGGUCCCCCAGUUGAACUUCAGUGGUUUUGGCCAGGAUUUGAAUUACUCCAUACCCUUACAGGAGGUAAAUGGAGAGAUCAUUUUAAGUCGUUGUACUCGGUUUAAAGAACAAGUGGACUCUGCUACCGGCUUUGGGAAUGAGACCGAGGGAUGCCUGGAUGGAUGGGAAUUCAGCAAAGAGCAAUACACGUCCACCAUAGUGACAGAGUGGGAUCUGGUGUGUGACGAUGCAUGGAAAGCCCCUUUCACCGUCACAAUAUUCUUUUUGGGAGUGCUGUUCGGGUCUUUUUUGUCUGGGAUAAUCUCCGAUAGGUAUGGGAGGAGGUUCAUUUUCUUUGCUACUAUGGCACUCCAGACCGUCUUCAGUAUACUCCAGGCUGCCGCCAACAGCUGGGAGUUGUUCUGUGCCCUAUACUUUAUCGUUGGGAUGGGACAAAUUGCCAAUUACUGUGCUGCUUUCAUCCUUGGUUCUGAGCUUCUCAUCAGAAAUGCACGCAUCAACUUUGCCUCACUGGGGGUCGCUAUAUGCUAUGCAAUCGGAUACACCGCUCUGCCAAUGUUUGCCUGGUUCAUCCGUAGUUGGAGGAUUCUGCUGAUAGCCCUGUCUGUACCUGGAUUUCUGUAUAUCCCUCUUUGGUGGUAUAUCCCUGAGUCUCCGCGGUGGCUGUUGUCUCAGGGCAGGGUAAAGGAAGCCGAGGACAUCAUACGAGCUGCAGCAAGCAAGAACGGCAUCACUCCUCCAGACGUUAUAUUCAAACUGGAAGACUGUGAACAACUCAUGGAAAAUAAAAAUAAGGAAAGUCAGCGACUGUACACUUGGCUGGAUCUCGUCAAAACAACCAACAUAAGGAACAUCACUCUCAUCAGCAUUAUCAUUUGGAUUGUCAUAUCCAUGACUUACUAUGGGAUGUCCCUAAACACCCCCAACAUGGAUGGAGACCCUUAUAUCAACUGUUUGGUGGCUGCAUCCUCUGAAUUUUUGGGUUAUGGAAGUAUCUGGUUAUUUAUACGCUACACUCCACGCCGAUUCAUUCUUUCCUUCACCAUGAUCCUCUCUGGGACCCUGCUUCUACUCAUCAAGUUUAUCCCUCAAGACAUGCACGUCCUGUCUCUCACCCUGGUGAUGAUUGGAAAAACAGGUGUCACUGGAGCGUUUGGAUUCCUCUAUCUGUACGGCACAGAGCUCUUCCCCACAGUGGUGCGCAAUAUGGCUUUGGGUGCCACCUCCAUGGCUUCCAGAGUAGGUAGCACUGUGUCUCCCUACAUCGCCUACAUGGGCACGUAUAACAAGAUACUACCUUACAUUCUAAUGGGAGGCACCACAGUCAUCACUGGUGUGUUGAGCUUGUUGCUACCAGAAACAAAAGGCGAACAACUACCAGAAUUCAUCAACCAGGUUAAACCCCUCAGAUGCAUGGGCAUGAACCAGGAUUCUCGGGAUGGCCAGAGGCAGAAAGGAAACGCACAGGUGGGGAAUGAAGUCAACAAAAUUCAAGAGUGAUUCUGCACCAGCAACUCACUACAAAGCAAGUCACAAAGGCAAGCUGUAUUGUAGAUGAUGUUUCCAUCAUUUAGUGUGUUUUGCUUUGUAUGUAUGUCUUUGUAAAUUUACUAAUAAGUUUACAAUGUUUAAAUGAUUAUUGUAAUGAUUUACUCAACAGAUAACCAUGAGGAAUUUCAGUCUGGUGAAACUUAUUGACAACCCUACACUAGUUUAAAGAUGCUUAUAAUUUCAUGGCAAUUUUACCAUAAUAUUUUUUUAUACCACACAAAUGAUCGAAAUGACAAGCUACUCUGACAUUUACAUACUGAGAUCAAUAAAAUGAACGACCCAUGUAUUAAAUGCAACCAAUACCAUAGGCUAAUGAAAAGAGUGUGGAGAAACAGAUUUUAGGCCUACAAUAUAAGAAGGAAAUUAUAGUCCACCAACUUUCCAGUGGCACUCCCCUAUUUAAACAUAUUUUUGUGUUUUGAAAUAUUGCGAAAUACCUUUUAGCUACUGCCUGCUAUUCAUUGACAGCCACAACUCAACAGUCAGCUGUUUUAUAUUUGCUGCGCGGGCUGCCCGAUUGCGGGAUUCCCAACUGUAGACAAGGCCUAUGCGCUCAUAAUGCAGUGGCGAACCGUCAUUCAGGGCACCUGUUUUGAGCCCCACAUUUUAGCUAAAAAAAAGAAAACAAAUUUGGGGGGGCUUGCCUGUUUUUCAUGUUA
Molecule: messenger RNA, 2503 nt
Organism: Coregonus clupeaformis (lake whitefish)
Lineage: Eukaryota; Metazoa; Chordata; Actinopteri; Salmoniformes; Salmonidae
Product: solute carrier family 22 member 4
Exons: 10
Coding region: 141-1793 (550 amino acids)
Biological process (GO): transmembrane transport
Cellular component (GO): membrane
Molecular function (GO): transmembrane transporter activity
Source: RefSeq, a predicted model, not a curated record